GACAUGGCCAGAGCACUGAGAGAUAUCAGGUAUUGAUGUAACUGGAGUGAAUAAGGGAACCUUCUUCCUGAGCACAGACAUUGGAGCCUGUUAUCAGCAUGAACUCAUAUGUGUUAGACAAACACUUGAAUAGUUCAUAUCCAUCCUUCACAACAGGAAGCAUCAGAAUGAUAACAAAAAUGCCAAAAGACUUAGACACCAAUGACUAUUCACCAACAUUGGGGAACUCACAUCAGAUAUUUGUUGAAUUGGCAGGAACUGGACAGCAGUCUUUAUGUACAGAGAGUAAUUUAAUCAUCAAACAAGAGGACAACAUUUAUGCCUUAUCUAGUGAAAUGAUUAUCCCAGAGGAUAAACCACACACAUUUACUGGGUUUUCAAAACAUUUAAAAGAAGGGACACUUCUUAAGUCUAGCCAAAUGAUUCAUACAAAUAGGAAACCAUUCAAAUGUACAGAAUGUGAGGAAAGCUUCACAUGUAAUUUGCAUCUCCUUCAACAUCACACAGUUGUGAAACCUCACACAUGUACAGAAUGUGGGGGAUGUUUUACUUCCAAGGGAAACCUCAUAUCUCAUAAAAAUUCCCACACAGAACAAAAACCUUUCACAUGUAAAGAGUGUGGCAAAUGUUUCAUACUAAGGACAAGCCUUAUACCUCAUGAAAGGACCCACGAAGGGGAGAAACCAUUCAUAUGUACUGAGUGUGGGAAACAUUUUAGAUUUAAGUCUGAGCUGAAAUCUCAUGAAAUAAUUCACACAGGACAAAAACCUCUCACAUAUACAGAGUGUGAAAAAAUAUGUACACACAAGAGUAAUAUAAAAUCUCAUGAAAGGAGUCACACAGGGGCAAAGCCUUUCACAUGUACAGUGUGUAGAAAAAGUUUUCCACAUAGGAGUAGUCUGAAAACUCAUGAAAGAAGUCACACCGGAGAAAAGCCUUUCACAUGUACAAAGUGUGGAAAAUGUUUUACACUAAUAAAUAGUCUGAAAACUCAUGAAAGGAUUCACACAGGAGAAAAGCCUUUCACAUGUACAGAGUGUGGGAAAAGUUUUACACAAAUAAGUCAUCUGAAUACUCAUGAAAGAAGUCACACAGGAGAAAAGCCUUUCACAUGUACAGAGUGUGGAAAAAGUUUUGCACAAAUAAGUCAUCUGAAUACUCAUGAAAUGAUUCACACAGGAGCAAAGCCUUUCACAUGUACAGAGUGUGGAAAAAGUUUUACACAAAUAAAGAGUCUGAAAACUCAUGAAAAGAGUCACACAGGGGGAAAUCCUUUCACAUGUACAGAGUGUGGAAAAGGUUUUGCACGAAUAAGUCUUCUGAAAACUCAUGAAAGAAGUCACACAGGAGAAAGGCCUUUCACAUGUACAGAGUGUGGAAAAAGUUUUACACAAAUAAGUCAUUUGAAUACUCAUAAAAGGAUUCACACAGGAGAAAAGCCUUUCACAUGUAUAGAGUGUGGAAAAAGUUUUACACAAAUACAUAGUCUGAAAACUCAUGAAAGGAUUCACACAGGAGAAAAGCCUUUCACAUGUACAGAGUGUGGAAAACGUUUUACACAAAUACAUAGUCUGAAAACUCAUGAAAGGAUUCACACAGGGGAAAAACCUUUCACAUGUAUAGAGUGUGGAAAACGUUUUACACAAAUAAAUGGUCUGAAAACUCAUGAAAGGAGUCACACAGGGGAAAAGCCUUUCACAUGUAUAGAGUGUGGAAAAUGUUUUAGACUAAUAAAUAGUCUGAAAACUCAUGAAAGGAGUCACACAGGAGAAAAGCCUUUCACAUGUACAGAGUGUGGAAAAAGUUUUACACAAAUAAGUCAUCUGAAUACUCAUGAAAGGAUUCACACAGGAGAAAAUCCUUUCAAAUGUACAGAGUGUGGAAAAAGUUUUACACAAAUAAAUAGUCUGAAAACUCAUGAAAAGAGUCACACAGGGGAAAAUCCUUUCACAUGUACAGAGUGUGGAAAAAGUUUUGCACGAAUAAGUCAUCUGAAAACUCAUGAAAUGAUUCACACAGGAGAAAAGCCUUUCACAUGUACAGAGUGUGGAAAAAGUUUUACACAAAUAAAUAAUCUGAAAACUCAUGAAAAGAGUCACACAGGGGGAAAUCCUUUCACAUGUACAGAGUGUGGAAAAAGUUUUGCACGAAUAAGUCUUCUGAAAACUCAUGAAAGAAGUCACACAGGAGAAAGGCCUUUCACAUGUACAGAGUGUGGAAAAAGUUUUACACAAAUAAGUCAUCUGAAUACUCAUAAAAGGAUUCACACAGGAGAAAAGCCUUUCACAUGUGCAGAGUGUGGAAAAAGUUUUACACAAAAGGUUGAACUGAAAAAGCAUGAAAGGAGUCACACAGGAGAAAAACCUUUCACAUGUUUAUAAAGUAGAAAAAGGUAUACCGUGCCAGUCAGGUAUCACAAAACACAAAAUAUUUACUCACAAAAUAAACUUUAUAUGCACUGUGUGGAAACCUUUUAAAAGUUAUCAUAAAGAUGAUAAACUCUCUAAAUAGCAUAGUCAAAAAAGAAUGGCAUUGUAAAUAAUACUUACUAACUCCCAGUUAUAAAAGCUCCAGAUUGGAA
Bombina bombina (fire-bellied toad) is the source of this 2581-nucleotide messenger RNA. Its product is annotated as oocyte zinc finger protein XlCOF6-like. Lineage: Eukaryota; Metazoa; Chordata; Amphibia; Anura; Bombinatoridae. Bases 99 to 2381 code for a protein of 760 amino acids. The record is from RefSeq and is a predicted model, not a curated record. Gene Ontology annotation, molecular function: DNA-binding transcription factor activity; RNA polymerase II cis-regulatory region sequence-specific DNA binding. Gene Ontology annotation, biological process: regulation of transcription by RNA polymerase II. The transcript is spliced from 2 exons.